Molecule: messenger RNA, 228 nt
Organism: Verticillium alfalfae VaMs.102
Lineage: Eukaryota; Fungi; Ascomycota; Sordariomycetes; Glomerellales; Plectosphaerellaceae
Exons: 3
Coding region: 1-228 (75 amino acids)
Biological process (GO): vacuolar acidification; proton transmembrane transport
Cellular component (GO): vacuolar proton-transporting V-type ATPase, V0 domain
Molecular function (GO): proton-transporting ATPase activity, rotational mechanism
Source: RefSeq, a predicted model, not a curated record
AUGGCUCAAGGCUACAGCAUCAUAAUCGGGUUCGUGGUCGUGGCUGCUCUCAGCGCGAUUGCAUGGUUCCUCUCCCCGAAGGGCGAGAAUCAGAUCAUCUGGCGAUCCUCCCUCAUCCUCGCCUUCGUGAGCUGCUACCUCAUGUGGGCCAUUACGUUUCUGGCGCAGCUACAUCCCCUGAUCGAGCCUCGACGAAGCGACCUGAGGGGGGAGUUUCUGGAGCACUGA